Molecule: messenger RNA, 1741 nt
Organism: Dunckerocampus dactyliophorus (ringed pipefish)
Lineage: Eukaryota; Metazoa; Chordata; Actinopteri; Syngnathiformes; Syngnathidae
Product: collagenase 3-like
Exons: 10
Coding region: 2-1429 (475 amino acids)
Biological process (GO): extracellular matrix organization; proteolysis; collagen catabolic process
Cellular component (GO): extracellular matrix
Molecular function (GO): zinc ion binding; metalloendopeptidase activity
Source: RefSeq, a predicted model, not a curated record
CAUGGACACUCUCAACGUGUGCAUUUUACUUUGCUUGGCAGCCGCAGUCGGCUGUGUGCCGACGGCCUAUUUGACGCAACACGAAGGCAAUUUUGCAGAGAGCUACCUGAAAAAAUUCUACGACCUUCAGGAGAGCGGCCCAUCGGUCAGACGGGGGAUCAGUCCACUCAACCAGAAGCUGAGUGAGAUGCAGAAAUUCUUUGGUUUAGAAAUCACAGGGACGCUGGAUGAUGACACCUUGGAGAUGAUGAAGAAGCCUCGCUGUGGCGUUCCAGACCAUAAAAUUUCUCGUUUCACCACUUUUGGAAACAACCUCAAGUGGGAGAAAAAUAGUCUAACGUACAGGAUAGAGAACUACACACCAGACAUGUCCCAGUCGGAGGUAGAUGAUUCCAUCCAAAAAGCUCUGGACGUUUGGGCCAAAGUUACUCCUCUUCGAUUCACUAGAAUCUACAGCGGCACAGCAGACAUCAUGAUCUCAUUUGGUCGCCGAUCACACGGUGAUUUUUACCCCUUCGAUGGUCCUGACGGAACUCUGGCCCAUGCCUUCGCUCCAUCCCCCGGCAUCGGAGGAGACGCCCACUUUGAUGACGACGAGACCUUCACAUUCCGCUCAAAUUCUGGAUACGUUCUUUUCCUGGUAGCAGCCCAUGAGUUUGGUCACUCCCUGGGCUUGUCCCAUUCUCAAGACCCCGGUGCCCUCAUGUACCCCAUAUACUCGUACACAAACCCAAACAGCUUUCGCCUGCCACAAGAUGACGUCAACGGCAUCCAAUCUCUUUACGGUCAGAAUCCUGAUACGGAUACUGAUACAAAUCCUGAUAAGCCUCAACCCCCCACCACUCCCAAUGCUUGUGACUCAAGCUUGGUGCUGGACGCUGUGGCCACCCUGCGUGGAGAGAUGCUCUUCUUCAAAGACAGGUUCUUCUGGAGAAUCUAUCCUCAGAGCAGGAAACCUCAGCAAAGCUUCAUCACAAACCUGUGGUCCAAUGCCCCCAACAGAGUCGAUGCUGCUUACGAGAGCAAAGAGUCCGGGAAUGUUUUCCUUUUUAAAGGUGGACGAGUGUGGGCUUUCCGAGGCUAUGAUCUCGUUCAAGGAUAUCCUAAGGCGAUAACACAUUUCGGUUUGCCCAAAAGUGUGAAAAAAAUCGAUGCAGCUCUGUACGAUAAGGAAUCUCGAAAGACUCUGUUCUUUGUUGGCAGAUCCUACUACAGCUACGAUGAGGCCAGGAAGACGAUGGACGAGGGAUUCCCCAAGCGUGUUUAUGAGACCUUUUCUGGUCUGACCGGGAAGGUGACGGCAGCUUUCCAGUACAGAGGUUUUACUUACAUCUACAGCGGAUCCCAAAUGUUGGAGUACAGCCUAAGCACGGGGACGUUCUUCCGCGUGCUCGGGAACAACUACUUCUUGCCUUGCACUAACUUCUAACUUCUUCAGCUGAUUGUAUUUCUGUGAAGGACAUUUUUCCAGCAAUGCUGCAAUUGUAAAGUGGAAUACUUUCUAAGAACAUCACAUCACCCGAGGAUGAAUUAUUUCAUGUAGCCAUAAGUUAACAUAUUUAUCAUGUGUAAUAUUCCUGAUUGUUUUCUUUGUUAAACGGUGGAUCACAGGAGAUGACUUUGUACAAGCGUGUAUCCCAGCCUAGCCAAUUAUUUAUAAAGCACCUUAAACUGUAUUCUAUGUAUAUUUGCAUUUACAUAUGCAAAUAUGGGACAAAUAAAAUAUAUUCAUUUAAGUGUC